UCUAAUAAAAAAAAAUAUAUGGAAGUAAUUUUUGUUUAUAAUAAUAAACCUCACGCUUAAUUUUUAUUGCCUCACCGUUUGUAGGGAGGCCAAAAACCACAUACUUUAUUUGUUUAUGGUUUCCAUUGAUGCAGGAUAUCUAUGGUAUUUUUUAUUGUAACUUGUAUGGUAUAUUUUAUUUCUUUUGAAACUGGCAAGUAACGGGAUCUAAACGUUCUCACGACAUCCUAAUCUGUUCUUCUAAAAUGGAAACUUACACAGAUUUAUUAGUUUACAUUUUGUCGUUUCGUGUACUCUUCCACAUUGAUAUGUGUUUCUGAGCCCAGCCAUAGAGUCCUGUACCGGCCAGAGACAGUGCCUACUUAAUCGAAUAUUUGAAGUUCAAACAAAGAACGUUACGGUGUUAUACUGAUAAUACGCCCAGUGAUAAGUGCAUUCUUGUGCGUGGCGGUGUUUAAACUAUAAGUGAAAACUUAAUGGGCAUAGACAGUGAUUUAUUAAUUUUAAGAUUGUAGUGUUUAUGUUCGAUAUAGAUUUGUAUGAAAAUGGGGAAGAAGAAGAAAAAUAACAACAAAAAAGGCGGCAACAGAUUUUUCCGGUGGAUGAAAAGUGACCUACCGGAUGAAGAGGACAAAAAGUCGCCAGUGCUUCUUCUUGGUGUUAACAAGAUAACUGACUCUCCAUCAUUUGUUAGAAGGAGAUCAAUAGAGCCGCAUACAACUGGUUCUAUAAGAUUUUUUAGACCACCAAAGUCUAAAUAUACGAGAGGCCUCCAUGGCGAUGAAAGAUUGGAAAAAAUCCGCCAAGAUCUCUUAAUUCACAAACAUACUAACAAACCGGAUAAUUACAUUCCAAAUGACCAUGACAUAUCUGUUGAAAGGGAAGAGAAACAAUGUCUUAGAUUGAAUUGUGUUGGUAACUGCGUCUGCGAUGGAAAGAAACGGUCGUCCGAUAGAGGUUCGUUUUCUUUCCAUAGACCUGAGAACAGACAGUCUUCUUUAUGCCCCUCAGAGCCUUACCGCAAAUCAGAAGAACCCAAAGAUUUUUCAGAAAACGAUAUAGAAUUCAAAUAUAGAGAACACAUUCCAAUUCCACAGCCUUCCAGCAGUAAACAAAGUUCAUACAGUGUAACUCCAAAAUCGACGGAACGUCGACAUUUCCUUUUAGCUAACCUGAAUGAAAGAUUUCGGAAGACGCUUAGUUUAGAUUCCCGGAAAGUUGAAACUAAUCGUGUCCCGUUGAGUCUCCCUAAAGAAUCUCGUCCUAAGUCCCUCGUUAAUACGAGUAAUAUUUGCGUGCAUCAUUUUAAAACAAGCGAGCCAUUUGUGACAUCAAAUUUUGACAAGGCUAGCCAACCAAAGAAAAAACGCAAAUCGUUUUUCUCUCUCGACGGUUUAUUCGAUUCAAAGAAAUCUGAUACAUCCUCCGUUGAUGAUUAUUGCUCAUCUAAAUAUAAACGUUUUGAGUUGGAAAGUGAUGACUCACCCUUAUUCAGACGUGAGAAAUCCCCACGCAAUGGGGAGAAAACUCCAGAUCUCCUGAAUCUUCCGGUUAUUAUAGAUUCAGUCCGCAAAAAACAAUCGGACACAAGAAGACAAUUGGAAAAACUAGAAAGCCAUUACUAUAAAAGCUUAAUUAAGUCACGAACUGUUAUAGACGCUGUCCCUAAAGACGCCACCGACGUACAAGGCCCGAGCGGACAUGCCAAUCAUCUAUUCAACGAUGACGAUGACGUAGAAUACAUUGAGCCAAUACGAAGUAACUUCACGAGUCAAAGCACGUUAAUAUUAGAAAAAAACAUUCCAGGAGAUUUAACUUUAAAACCAGAUUCGAUACUAACAAUAAAUACUGAUGAGACUGAUAUAAAAUUACCUAGUUCUACAGUAUCACCAAAGUCCCACGAUGAGAGAAUAGACAAUGAUCUUGACAGUAUUGGUGCUUAUGAAAUAGAAAUUAAGGAAGCCGAUUUGCUAAAAGACUGUUCUAAGGAUUUAACUGUUAAAGUCAUGGACAAAUCUGUGGAUUCAAUUGGCAGUUGUUCUUUGGAUGUCGACGCGAGCACGGAUUUCUCAGAUACCACCUCUGGGAGCUUGAACCUCCUAACACCGUCGUCCACGACAAGCCGCAUACGGGACUUCACGUCUAGAAUCCAGGAACGAGCGUCUAAUCAGCCCCCUCAAGUUACCCCAAUACCUACCCCCACACGCUUACUAGAUGACGCCACACCUACCCCGAAAAAAUCAGAUAACCUUUUGAAACCACCCCCGAAACUUCACGUCGACGCAGGCAGUCACAGAUCUAGGGGACACCAUAAAAAACGUGACGAAGUAACACACAAGAAGCCGAGCUACUUAAACCUAGCUUGCUCCGUAAAUGGGUACACCAAUUUGACAACUUACGACUCAAAAUUGAGGCAGGAUAUAAAUAAGAGUCGGGAAGCAUCACCCAUAAGACCUAUAACACACACGUAUCAGUACAGAACUGAGAAUAACUCCCUUCUUGUACCAGUUCCUGUGAGCGCGAAUAAACUGCUCGUUCCUACCUUCGGACCUCAUGAUACACGCACGGAUUUGACAGCGAAAGCGCCUUCCAAGGCGCACACAGAUCCAUAUUUAGCAACGUCACCGCUACAUGUAUACAUGGCAGCCGAAAAUAAGCAACUAAAGAACGACUUCUUAGGCCCCAGCAUGACGACUACAAGUAGACAAUACAUCUCCAACGAGAGCAAAAAUUUCGCCGCCUCCAUGCUACGACAAAAGGAUGAAGUGGACAAUGCUAAAGAACUAACAACGUUCAAGUCAAGUUACUCCGAAACGAAUUUUAGGAAGACUGUUACAACAAAUGGAAAGGAAUCACGUUUUGUGAGUUCAGAAUCGUAUACAAUAUCAUCAAACGGCAUGUCCAAGCGUGUAGAAAUUACGAAAGAAAACGGUGAAAAGUUGACGAGUCCAAUGAAGAGUUUUAUACAGCAACGCGUGGAAAGACUAUACGGACCAGGUGCACUCGCUCAGGGUUUCUUCAAUCAGAAAAGGCAUAAAUUAAAGAGCCUGAGCGACGAAGACGAACCAAAAGUUUUGACAGAGAAAUCUAUGAACUGUCCAAGCGAAAGGUUCGUGACGCCACGGAAAUCGGAGAGUUUCGAGAGCGAAAAUAUGUAUUCUAGUCCCAAUGGUGAAUCAGAUGUAUCUCUGCCUGUGCUCAGGCAUCUGAGGCCAGAGUUCAGGGCGCAAUUGCCAAUAUUGUCACCAAAGAAGAGUAUGAAGCCUGAACUGUCGCCUCAGAAGCCCGAAAACAUUCCAGUACCCGAGAAGACUGAAGAGGAUGCCAGUGAUGUAAUUACAAAUGGUUUGUCUGUGAUAAAUUUGGAUGAUGCAAAAGAGAAUGAAGCGGUGAUUUGUGUUAAUGAGCCAGUGAUUAGUGUUAAUGGUGGGAAGAGUAAUGGUGUGCAGGAAGAAGUGAAAGAUGGACAUUAUUUCUUGGAUUUGGAGAAAAAGGAGACGGAGAGGCUGUUGGCUCUAUCCGUUACUGCGGAGAAAGAACUAGAAAAUCUACAAAAUGAAGAUGUCAGUGAGGAGAUUCUCGGUCUGCUCCGCUCAGCAGCUGGCAAGGCGCGUCUGCUGGCUACGCAGAAAAUGCAGCAGUUUGAAGGUCUCUGUUACAACAAUAUCAACGAGAGACUUGAUGAGCCAUUCCCCACUACAGUGGAGGACCUCCAAGGAUUCUGGGAUAUGGUGUGCCUCCAAGUGAAGAAUGUUGAUGCUUUGUAUGAGCAUAUAGCACAGCUAAAAGCCAACAACUGGAAGGAGGUAUCGAACCCGAGCCCCCGCGCGGCUGCAGCCCCCUCGGGUACUGCGUCGACGCCCCGGCCGCGGCGAGCGGCGCCGCCCCCCAACAACGAGCGUGCGCGUCGUGCCGCUGAAAAACGUGAGGCUGACCGGAAGGCCAUGUUGGAACAUAGAAGGCGUGUCGCGCGCGAGCGUCAACAGGCGGCGCGGUCAUCAGCACCGGGCUGCAGUCAGGACACGCAGGAGAUGGGCAUCGAGGGAAGUCAGGAAGUGGAAAUAUUUGUGGGCAAGAGUGCGAUGUCUUCGAAGGUCGCACCAACUGGCGACUGUCGCAGCACCAACCGUUCCGAGGAUUCCAUCGAACAGAGCUGAUUCUACAGCUCCUAGUGACAACUCACCUACUGCAACUGAACAUGGAGUUGUACAAAGAGACAAUGUAUUUCUGAAGUGCUAGUGAUAAAAAUUAACAAGUGAUUUUAACGAUGUGAAUGAAUCAAGAUUGUCAGUUGAUUGAUUAAUGCAACACGGAAUCAGUGAUAAUUGUUUAAAAAAUCAGUAAUUGUAAAUUAAUAAGUUAUUAAAAAUCUUAAUAUUCGUAUAAUAAUGCUUGAAAGUUAUGUAGUAAUAUUGACACUGUAAAUUAUUGUCCGAAACAUGAAUUUAUUAUAAUAUAAUGUAGGUAUUAAUUGUCAGUUGGAAUAGGUUUGUGAGUGGGGACCGAUUAAUAAUUAUGAUGGGAAACAACCAUGGUAGUGCCCAGGGAGGGGGUACCUGCGGAUAAUAAGCUCUCCUGAAACUAGUAAGAUGUGUUGAUAUAUUGUAUGUUAUGAAAUUAGUAUAAUUUUUGAAAGGAAGCAAAGCAAGUAAGAUUUUUAAUGGCUAGGAUGUAAUAAAAAUAAUAUAAUUUUUAUACACAAUAUCAAUAUAUUUAUGAAUUAUUUAAUUAACAUGUCCAAUAUACAUGCAUCGUACAGAGUCAUACACGUGUAAUUUUUCAAUAAAACUGUCAUAUGACAGACAAAUUUCUUAGUAUUCCAUUACAUUGCAGACCCGGCACUAGCAAAGUCUCUGAGUGCUGGUGCCGGGUUGGUCGUCUAGGUGUAGGUUCAAGGGGCUUCUUGCCGACAUACAUCAUUGCAUCAUCCGUCGUCCGUCGUGGCGAACGUAAGUGAAGAGGCGGUAUGCGCGCGCCAGCUGUAUUUUUUGAAAUGCGUUUCAAUCUUAUGUUGUUUUAAAUAAGGAUAUAAUUUGUUAAAAAGAAGUCACGGUGUUGCGGGCACAGAUCUGUGACAAGACGGUAAUACGGUUUAAGAGGGGUGCACAAACGUCAAAACUGUGUCAAAACGUUGGAAGGGUUAACCUUCAAAUAAAUAACAUUAAAAAUCUUACUUGCUCUGACUUAAAUGCUGGUUACACCCAUUCACCACCAUCUAUUGUUUACUAAGUCUUUGAUUUUUAUAAUGAACUAGUUACUCGCCCCGGCUUCGCACGGGUGUACAUGUAUUAUAUAUAUAAACCUUCCUCUUGAAUCACU
Achroia grisella is the source of this 5319-nucleotide messenger RNA. RefSeq lists its product as uncharacterized. NCBI's taxonomy places the organism in Eukaryota, Metazoa, Arthropoda, Insecta, Lepidoptera, Pyralidae. Gene Ontology annotation, cellular component: glutamatergic synapse; postsynaptic specialization. The record is from RefSeq and is a predicted model, not a curated record. Gene Ontology annotation, molecular function: molecular adaptor activity. The transcript has 9 exons. The coding region runs from base 540 to 4157 and encodes 1205 amino acids. Gene Ontology annotation, biological process: signaling.